This is a messenger RNA of Oncorhynchus kisutch (coho salmon), 2461 nucleotides long. It is a transcript of the gene slc26a2, whose product is annotated as solute carrier family 26 member 2. The transcript is spliced from 5 exons. Gene Ontology annotation, biological process: sulfate transmembrane transport. Lineage: Eukaryota; Metazoa; Chordata; Actinopteri; Salmoniformes; Salmonidae. Bases 216 to 2354 code for a protein of 712 amino acids. The record is from RefSeq and is a predicted model, not a curated record. Gene Ontology annotation, cellular component: membrane. Gene Ontology annotation, molecular function: secondary active sulfate transmembrane transporter activity.
CGUACACGCGCCGAGCGCUACAAAUCUCCGGCUGAACGAUACAAAAAGUAUCCAAUGAUUUUGUUACUAAUAACUUGAUAAAUGGAGAGCAGUAACAGUCUCAGGAUCCCCACAUGUGUCACGCGUCUGAAGGUAACCUGGUAAUGGGGCCGAAAAAUGUAUGGAAGUGAAUAGGGCAUUUCCACGUCAAGAUAUACGGUGAAGGGGGGCCUGCUAUGAUGGCUCAAGAGUACUGCUGUGCCUCAGCAGAUGAGGGAGCAGAGAGCGGCCCACACGUCCCAUUCGUGCUGGAGAGAAGGGAGAAGGUGGAGGAAAACUGGAGGACAGCCGUUUCUCACCAACUGAAAAAGCAGUGCACAUGCAGCUCAGAGCGAGCCAAAGCCCAGGUUCUAGGGUUCGUCCCCAUCCUAAAAUGGCUUCCACGCUACCAGCUCAAAGAAUGGAUCCUGGGUGACAUCAUGUCAGGGUUGAUAGUGGGCAUCCUGCUGGUGCCCCAGUCCAUUGCCUAUUCUCUGCUGGCAGGCCAGGACCCUAUCUAUGGCCUCUACACCUCCUUCUUCUCCAGCAUCAUCUACACCCUGCUGGGCACCUCACGCCACAUAUCUGUGGGCAUCUUCGGGGUGCUGUGCCUGCUGGUGGGCCAGGUGGUGGACAGGGAGUUGGCACUGGCAGGGUACAUCACAGAGAGUAUCAGGAACAACGCUACCCUGGGACUGGGCAUGGGGAACAGCACCGGAGGGCCGGUCUGUGAUAGGAGCUGCUAUGCCAUAAUGGUGGGGACCACAGUCACAUUUACAGCAGGGGUCUACCAGGUGUUGAUGGGCCUCCUGCAGGUGGGCUUUGUAUCCGUGUACCUGUCAGACUCCCUCCUGAGCGGCUUUGCCACGGGGGCCUCUCUCACCAUCCUGACCUCCCAGGUCAAGUACCUCCUGGGACUGGAGCUGCCCCGCGCCCAGGGCUGGGGUUCCCUCGUCAAGACCUGGGUCAGCCUUUUCCAGAACCUGGGCCAGACCAACCUCUGUGACCUGGUCACCAGCAUGGUGUGCCUGGCGGUGCUGGUCCCCACCAAAGAACUCAACGACCGCUUCAAGGCCAAGCUCAAAGCCCCCAUCCCCUUCGAGCUGUUUGUUGUCAUCGCUGCCACUCUGGCCUCCCACUUCGGCCACUUCGAGGAGGAGUACGGCUCGAAAGUGGCCGGCGCCAUCCCCACGGGCUUCCUGCCCCCCCAGCUCCCGUCCUGGUCUCUGAUCCCCAACGUGGCGGUAGAUGCCUUCUCCAUAGCCAUUGUGGGCUUUGCCAUCACCGUCUCCCUGUCUGAGAUGUUUGCCAAGAAGCAUGGCUACGUGGUGGAUCCCAACCAGGAGAUGUACGCCAUAGGCUUCUGUAACAUCCUGCCCUCCUUCUUUCGCUGCUUCACCACCAGCGCUGCUCUGACCAAGACCCUGGUGAAGGAGUCUACAGGCUGCCAGACUCAGAUGUCUGGCCUGGUCACAGCCCUAGUGCUGCUGCUGGUGCUACUGGUCAUUUCCCCCCUCUUCUACUCUCUGCAGAGGUGUGUGCUAGCAGUGAUCAUCUUGGUGAAUCUCCGGGGAGCAUUGCUUAAGUUCACAGACGUCCCGCGGAUGUGGCGUGUGAACCGCUUGGACACCGCCAUCUGGCUGGUGACCAUGGCAACCUCAGCGUUGAUAAACACAGAGCUAGGCCUGCUGGUGGGGGUUAUGGUCUCAGCCUUCUGUGUGUUGGGGCGCACCCAGAGAGCCCAGGCCUUAGAGCUGGGCCGGGCUGGCCAUCGGGAGCUUUAUGAGGACCUGGCCUCCUACAAGGGCCUGCAGUCCCAGCCUGGAGUGGCCAUCUUCCGCUACGAGGCGCCCAUCUACUACGCCAACCAGAGCCUGUUCAAGAAGGCCCUGUACCGCUGCCUGGGCCUGGAUCCCGUCAAGGAGAAGGCCCGGCGCAGGAAGCUGGAGAAACAUAGGAGAAAGCAAGAAGAAGUAGCCAUGACGACAGGAGGGGAGGGCGGGACUAAGGGUAAAGAGAAAGAGUUGACCACCAAAGUCUUCCUACCAAAUCAAGUCAACUUCCACUCUGUGGUGAUAGACUGCAGCCCGGUGCUGUUCCUGGACACAGCAGGGGUCAAUGCGUUGAAGGAGGUGUAUAAGGAUUAUAAGGAGAAUGGGGUACAGGUGUUCCUGGCCCAGUGUAAUACCUCAGUACUGGAGUCACUGAACAGUGGUGGUUACUACCCAGAGAAGGGUAUGGGAGAAAAGGAAAGAGUGUUUUUCACCAUCAGUGAUGCCGUCCUCUAUGCACAGAGCCUCUCAUCUCAGAAUGGUGACUGUGACACGUCCUGUUAACAAGAGCUUUAAAGAUUGUACAGUGCCUUCGGAACGUAUUCAGACCCCUUAACUUUAACCACAUUUUGUUACAUUACAGCCUUAUUCUAAAAUGGAUUACAUAAAUA